AGUAGGAUUCUACUAAUAAUAAAUAGUGUACAGUAUAAUAGAAAUAUUAUAGAAUUUUGAUUGGAUAAUGAGAAUCAAAACCAAUUAUUAAUAAUUAAAAACCAUCAUAUGUAAUGAAAUUAAUAAUGUUUUGCUUGUCUGACAGAACAACAGAUAAAAGAAAAGAAAGAAAGAGAGGCUCAAGAGAAAAUGCAGCAAUUACAAAAGGACGCUAAAGAAGAAAGCUGGAAUAAAACACCAACGAUUCCAAACGAGUCACCUCCUGUUCCUACUCAAGCUGUAGCCAGCAGUGCUGUCACAAAACGUGAAUCGCCAAUAAGUGCUGGAGCUUCAGUUGUACUUGAAAAUAGUUUUAGGGCUGGUAAUUUUCAUGCUCGAGGUCACGGAUUGCAAAGUUUAGGUGACAUGAACCAGGAUGAACUUGAGAAAAAAAGAUUGAAAACACUUGAACAUCAGCGUGCGAUUAAAGAACAAGUAGAGGAAAAGAGACGUCUAAAACACGAGGAGAAAGAAAAAAGAAUGAAAGAAGAGGCUGAGAAAGAAAAGGCUCUGGCAGCAGAACGAGAAAGACUUCAAAAACAAUAUAGAGACGAACUUAAACUACGAGAGGAAAAAGAGGAUGAAGCAAGGCGUCGUGCCGAGGCAUUACAAUUAAGUAUUUUACAGGCACAUGAGUCAGCCCAGCAGGAAAAAGCUGCAAAAAGGAUAAAGCACUUGGAGCUACAUGGUCACGAUGUAUCUGGAUUGAAAUCACCUGGUAUUGCCCCGGUGCAGCAACACAUUGUUGCAGAUACCUUGGCUGAGAAUAAGGAGGCAGAUUUCUCUAGUGCAGAUUACAGACUCCAUUACAGUCAGCCCAGUCCAAGGGGAACACAGCACAAGGAAGCACCGGCUAAAGCAGAUGACAGACACGAACAGAAGGCUUCAUUUGAAUCAGAGUUAAAAGAAAUAAGCUCAAAAAUGUCCCUGGAAUCAGAAUGGGCAACUUCAUCCCCUGUUUCCUCUCUACGAAACAAUUCUCAAGCGAAGUCACACUUGAAGUCUUCCCCAUCACCUGGCAAUGACGCAGGACACGUAAAAACCAGGUCAAGGUCGGAGAGAAGUCAAAGGAAGAAGCAAACAUUUAAACAACGAAACAAGCGACAGUCUUCAUUGGAAAACGUCAAGUAUGGCCGUGAUAGCCGACAUCCUGAAGAGGAAACAGGGAGCGUGUCAGCAGUUCCCCCUCGUAUAGAGGAUGCCUUCAUGAUACCUUACACCAGAACGUCCAGUGCUACAUUCUCUGCCGUUCCUGGUACUCCCUCAACUCCUGAAGGUGAUACUGUUGGUUCCCGUAAAGAUCUGGCCACUGUAAACAGAAAUAAACCAGCACUUAAGAAACCACACUCAAUGGUCACUCAAGCGAACCGAACUACAGCAACGAGCCUCAGCCAAAAAACCCUUGGAAGGCAACCUGUUAAAAGGGAUAAUAAGGUAGAAAAACCGUCAGGGAGUCCCAGAGGUACACAAAGGCUGGCUAAACAAGAUCCUAAAAAGAGCGAUCUUUCUAGAACGGUUGAAAUACGGAAAGAUAAACACGAUAAAGCAAAGACACAAGAAAACUCUGAUGUGUAUUCAGUGCAGGCUUCCCCAGACCGCUUGCCAACAGCACGCCAAGAGAUGAUUCUACAACAGCUUGCAGCACUUAGACAGGGGUUAAUGUUGAAAGAACGAGAACUCCAUCAAGGUGCUUUGUAAAGAGCAGACUGUACAACUAGGAAAAAGCAACUCGACUCAAGCGUAAUGCAAGCCAAUAAUCCACAGUCAAUAGCACAAUCAGACAACAUGCAAGUGUUCUUCAAAGAAGCGCCCACUCCUUAAUAGCUCCCCCCCUCGCCUCUGCUGUCCAAUGAGAGCCCAAUCUUCGGGUAUCAUAGAAAAUAUACGCCUCGUCUCCAUUUCCUCGUUUUUCUUUACGUCUCAGUUACGAGAUCGAAAGGAUUUUGAAACAUUUGGACAGAUAUCAAAAAGUAAUGAAAUCCGGUUGUGUCGUCAACCCUCAAGUACUCUACUGCAAGAUAUCAAAACUUGAAAAUAGCCUUCGGAUUCCAUGUGCUUGCAGAGUUCGUGCUAUCUGUUCUGCUCUUUGAAAACGCUGUAAACUUGUAAUGCGCAAGUAAGAAUUCAGCUUUAGGAUCCGUGCAACAUGUUCUGUGUCUUUUGCUACAAACGCUUAACUGAAAAAAAGGCUCCAACUGGUUCACGUUAAUAGUUCCCCCUCGUUAAGUUCUUUGCUGUCGUCCUUGGAAUAAGUGCUCCUCCUCUUUACCCAAGGUUUUGCUUGAGAGAACAUUUUU
Molecule: messenger RNA, 2336 nt
Organism: Orbicella faveolata
Lineage: Eukaryota; Metazoa; Cnidaria; Anthozoa; Scleractinia; Merulinidae
Biological process (GO): cilium assembly
Cellular component (GO): cilium; microtubule
Molecular function (GO): microtubule binding
Source: RefSeq, a predicted model, not a curated record